This is a messenger RNA of Aedes albopictus (Asian tiger mosquito), 3365 nucleotides long. Its product is annotated as glucose dehydrogenase [FAD, quinone]-like. Lineage: Eukaryota; Metazoa; Arthropoda; Insecta; Diptera; Culicidae. Bases 474 to 2360 code for a protein of 628 amino acids. Gene Ontology annotation, molecular function: oxidoreductase activity, acting on CH-OH group of donors; flavin adenine dinucleotide binding. The transcript is spliced from 3 exons. The record is from RefSeq and is a predicted model, not a curated record.
CAAGAAAACCCCAAUGAAUUUCAAAAACCUACAACCGCCCAUGACGGAAUUACCGUCAAGUGGAGGCUCGCGCGCCAAAAGAUAGAAACCAGACCCGCAGCUACCAUCCUGCCCCUAGCAGGCAUGGCAUCCAACAACGGAUGAUGGGUCAACGAUGCUAAUUUUCAUUUCAAGUUCAUGGAUGGCUGUGGUAGGCUAGCGAUCGUGGCGGCUUGCGCACGCUAUCCUCGAGACGCGACAGCGCAACUUUAGUCUUAAUCGAGACUUCAACCGCGGCGGAAGGAUUUAACGGUUAGGUGAAAGACUUCCGAAGGCACGACCACGACCGCUUCCAGUAAUAAUGCGAAUUUCGAAGGUGUCGCUAAUAUAACGGUAGAAUAUUAAUUAGUUUUAUCUGAUUUGUGAAAUCGGUGUCGAAUCGACACAUCAUCGGAGAGUGGUGGUGAUCGAUCAAACGGUUUGCGACAGGAGAAAUGGCGCUUUCGGUGAAAUUGUGUGUAUUGGCCAUUGCGAUCGGGAUCUUGUGCAUCGGUUCCGGUGAUGCGUUUUUCUUCUUGCUAAAAUCGUUGGCUCACAUCGGGCGGUACGACGACGGCUACGACGACCAAUACAACUAUGUGCAACCUACUUAUGGAAAUCCACAGGUGAAGGAGAUUCCGGAGUAUGAUUUUAUUAUCGUGGGAGCCGGUCCUGCCGGGUGUGUGCUUGCAAAUAGGCUGUCCGAAAAUUCACGAUGGAAGGUUCUAUUGUUGGAGGCGGGACCGGGCGAGAACGAGCUGAACAACAUCCCGAUAUUGACAACGUUUUUGCAGAAUUCACAAUACAACUGGGCCGAUGUUGCGGAAGCUCAGAACGACUCUUGCUGGGGUAUGAUCGACCAACGAUGCAGCAUACCCCACGGUAAGGGCCUUGGCGGUUCUACGCUCAUCAACUACAUGAUGUACACACGGGGAAAUCCGGCUGAUUAUGAUCGUUGGGCCUCCAUGGGAAACCCAGGAUGGUCCUAUAGCGAUGUUUACCCAUACUUCCUGAAAACCGAACGAGCCUCUUUGCGAGGAUUGGAAAACUCUUCCUACCAUGGGUACGAUGGGGAGCUAAGCGUGGAGUUUCCACCGUUCCGAACGGACCUGGCCCGGACGUUUGUGAAGGGAGCUCGGGAAAUUGGUCACAAGAAGAUUGACUACAAUGGUAAAGGUCAGCUUGGUGUGUCGUAUGUGCAGACGAACACAAUAAAUGGAAUGCGGCAAACUGCAUACCGUGCAUUGAUCCAGCCUAUUCUGGCGAACAGGCCGAAUCUACACGUGAAAGCCUAUAGCAGGGUGAUCAAGGUUUUGAUUAAUCCAAACACAAAGAGUGCGUAUGGGGUGACUUAUACGAAAAAUUUCCGGAAUUUCGAUAUACACGCAAGGAAGGAAGUUAUUGUUACUGCCGGUGCCAUAAAUACACCGCAGUUGUUGAUGCUAUCGGGAGUUGGACCUGAGGAUACUCUACAAGAUAUUAAAGUUCCAGUAGUCCAGAAUCUUCCGGUGGGACAAAACAUGAUUGAUAGCAUUGUAUUCAAUGGGUUGACGUUCGUGCUAAAUGAGACUGGUCAUGCUUUACUUACUGACAGUAGGUUUCAGUUGAAUUCUAUAGCAGAUUACUUCAAUGGGCAGGGGCCUUUGACGGUACCUGGAGGAGUGGAAGCUGUCGACUUCUUGCAAACAAGUCGUGCCGAACAGCCGGGCGUACCAGAUAUUGCAGUAAUUUUCUCAACGGGAUCUCUGGUAUCCGAUGGAGGACUAGGCUUACGUAGCGGAAAAAGAAUUAAAACUAGUCUAUACAAUAAAGUUUACAAACCGUUAGAGACUCUACCGAACGAUCAGUGGACCGCUACCGUGUCAUUACUUCAUCCUAAAUCCAGAGGCUUUAUCAAGCUGCGAAAUGCAAAUCCAUUCAACAGUCCAAAGAUAUACACAAAUUAUCUGACGGAGGACAACGAUGUGGAAACGUUGCUCGAAGGAAUUAAGGAGGCUGUACGGCUAUCAAAAUCUCCGUCGAUGAAGCGUUACGAUGCACGGGUACUCGGAAUACCGCUCCCCAACUGCAAGCAAUACGAGAUUAGUAGCGACGACUACUGGCGUUGUGCCAUCCGAACGCUUUCUAGUACGGCAUACCAACAGCUUGGCACAUGCAAGAUGGGACCUCAUGGCGACCCAACGGCUGUCGUAUCAGCAGAACUGGAAGUUCAUGGAGUAGAAAACCUAAGAGUUGCCGAUGUGAGCGUUGUCCCAACUACAAUUUCCGGACAUUCAGCUGCCAUUGAUUAUAUGAUUGGCGAGAAGGCGGCAGACCUGAUAAAACAGCGAUGGGCAAUGUGAUCAAAAAAUUACAAUUUUAUUUAUUAGAGGUCCCAUGCAGCAUGACUUCAUCCGAGAUAGUAAGGAUCUUACAAUGUAAGAUAUUACGUUUAACUAUAAGCAAGCUAAUUUAUUACAUUUUUUAGAAUUAAAUGAUUUUGAUACAUAGCAUAACAUAGCAUUACUGUUCCGAAAGAUUCCUCAAUUUCUGUUACUGCUCCCAGCACAACAACAUGAUACACCGUAUCGAAACAGCACACUUUACCAAACAUAUCUCCUCAUUUACCAUGUUGAUACCCCUCCAAUCGAUAAUUUAUUCAGCUCUGCUGAACAUCACCCGAACCACCACGAAGAAGUUCUUAAUGUAGGUAUUAUCAAGAACCACCCACUAGAAAAAGUACACAAUUAAAGUGAUGCAGCAUUUCUAUUCACGAGACGGUUGUUAACCAGUUACCCUUCGCGUUCCAAAUCAUGUUGCCUGCAGCCGGAGUAAAUUUAGUUCUGAUUCAUUCCUCGUGUCGUCCCUAUGCAGAAAGGACCCCUUUUUUAAAUCAAGUUUUGUUUGAAACGGCCAGACAAAAUUCCCCUUCCAUUUGGCAACAGUGAUUAGUGAAUUGUCUGGUUCAUAUAUUACACCAGGAAUCGUGGGUUUAUUAUCGCAUAUAACACACAUGGAAUUACGUCACCAAAUAAAUUCAUCAUGUUGAAACUACUUUAGCGCGCAUUAGGUCACUAAAACAGAACAAAACAAAAAAGUUUACCUUACUGGUGUCUUUCCGUGAAAUAUGGUUCAUGUCUACAAAUCAAGAAUAUAUUUUUGAUGCAUGCACUUACAAACGUUCAAAAUCAUCAACGAUAUGGGAUGAAUUUCAACGGUAUGGGGUAAAAUUAGAAUUUUCCAACAUAUGUAGAAUGUUUUAUAAGCAUACUCAGAGUGCUGAACAUUUUGUAUUAGGUUAGGAUGGUUUAACCCUGAACCGUAUUCUGAUCAUAUACCUUUUAAAUUAAGCCUGACAGUUCUUUUAA